This is a messenger RNA of Saccostrea cuccullata (small rock oyster), 1452 nucleotides long. RefSeq lists its product as uncharacterized. The transcript has a single exon. Gene Ontology annotation, biological process: negative regulation of translation; proteasome-mediated ubiquitin-dependent protein catabolic process; protein polyubiquitination. The record is from RefSeq and is a predicted model, not a curated record. NCBI's taxonomy places the organism in Eukaryota, Metazoa, Mollusca, Bivalvia, Ostreida, Ostreidae. Bases 157 to 1437 code for a protein of 426 amino acids. Gene Ontology annotation, molecular function: protein binding; translation repressor activity; ubiquitin protein ligase activity.
ACUUGUAUUGCAUCUGACCAACAUCUCGGUCAUAAAUUCACAAAAAUAUUGCAAGCCCUGGAUAAAAAGAAAGAAAACAUUAUCCUGCAAAGAAAUGAAUUAACAGAGAAAAUUUACCCUACCUACCAGGACAUUGCCUCUGAUGUACAAAACAGAAUGAGUCAGUUAGAAAAGGAAUUUGGAGAUCUCUCAACAACCAUAACAAAACAUGGAGAGGACUGGCACAGAGAAAUUGAUAAACUUGUCCAACAACUUAAAGCUGAAGUUGAUGAGAUGAAAAACACGCAGUUACAAACUCUACAGAAACAUCUAGAUGAAAUAAACCAGAAAAUGUCUGAUAUUGAUUAUGUUUCUGAUGAAAUCGACAUUUCCUUAAACUCUAAUGACAUUUCUGAUGUAUUUGGUAUCAGCUUUGAAAUUGAUAAAUACAGAAAGAUUCCACCUAAAAUCAUGGUCUCAUUACCUACAUUUAAUUUGAAGAAACUCCCUGCUGAACAAUUGUCUUCGCUAUUUGGAACACUGUCAUCGUCAUCUGCUACAUCUACUUUUAUAGAACAUGGCUACAAGUACAGCAUGAAGACAACACAGAAAUCACCAGAAGCUGAAUCCUCUCUUCCAGUCAAACAGCUGCUUGAUGAACCAGAGACUGUCACCACCAUACACACUUGGUAUCAAUAUUAUCUUUGCAAUGUAGCCUGGCUAAGUGAUGAAGAAAUCUGGACAAGUGGAAAUGACAACAUCAUGAAUCUCCACAGCAUCGAUCAGGGAUCACUACUCCAGUCAAUCAAAACCAUGUCAGAGUACGAACCGAGUAACAUAGCAGUGACAAAAAGUGGAGAUCUAGUUUAUUCUGAUUACUGGGAUAGAACUGUGAACAUUGUAAAGAAUGAGAAAAUAGAAGAGGUUAUAAGACUACAAAACUGGAGACCUCAAGGUGUCUGUAGUACCUCCUCUGGUGACCUCCUGGUUAUCACGAUCAGUGAUGAUUACAAACCAAACAAAGUUGUCCGUUACUUUGGCUCCACAGAGAAACAAACCAUUCAGUUUGAUGAUAAAGGUAAACCAUUCUAUUCAUCUGAUACCAGAUACAUAACUGAGAACAGGAACCUUGAUAUCUGUGUGUCUGACAGUGGAGCUAAAGCAGUAGUGGUGGUCAAUAAGGCCGGGAAAUUGAGAUUCAGGUACACUGGACAUACUCCUGCUCCAAAGAUUCAACCAUUCAGUCCACUGGGAAUCACCACAGACAGUCAGAGUCACAUCCUUACGGCUGAUUUUAACAAUGACUGUGUUCACAUCCUAGACCAGGAUGGACAGUUCCUCCAUUACAUAGACUGUGGACUGAGCUAUCCCUGGGGACUGUGUACAGAUACAAAUGACAAUCUGUUUGUUGCGCAGUAUAGAAAAAGUCAAGUGAAGAAAAUCAAAUAUCUGGAAUGAAAAACAUUGUUGUAA